Messenger RNA from Lottia gigantea (owl limpet), 702 nucleotides. RefSeq lists its product as hypothetical. The transcript is spliced from 3 exons. Bases 1 to 702 code for a protein of 233 amino acids. Gene Ontology annotation, cellular component: nucleus. NCBI's taxonomy places the organism in Eukaryota, Metazoa, Mollusca, Gastropoda, Lottiidae. Gene Ontology annotation, molecular function: RNA polymerase II cis-regulatory region sequence-specific DNA binding; DNA-binding transcription factor activity, RNA polymerase II-specific. The record is from RefSeq and is a predicted model, not a curated record. Gene Ontology annotation, biological process: cell differentiation; regulation of transcription by RNA polymerase II.
AUGGAGGCAUCUUCGAGAAAUAGUACAUUUGUUUUGAGCAGUCCACCACUCGCAGCCUUACAUAAUCUCACAGAAAUGAAAUUCCCGGCAUCGUCGUCGAUAAUGUCGAGUGCCGAAUAUGAACAGAACUUAAAACAUAUGCAACAGUUAGCGUCCCAAACGACGCCACACGGCAUUACAGACAUUUUAAACCGACGGGCAGCAUUAAACGGUAUGGGAAUGCCUAGAUUUAAUGCUGGCAUGUACCUUAGUCCUCAAGUUCAGUUUCCAAAGAUAGCCGAAUUACCUGGAAGACAACCUAUAUUCUGGCCUGGUGUUCUUCCUCAACCGUGGCGACCACAAGGCGAGUCAGCAACCCAGAGUUCAAUGGUGGUCGAUAAAGACGGUAAAAAGAAACACACGAGACCCACAUUUUCUGGUCAACAAAUAUUCGCCCUGGAAAAAACAUUUGAACAGACAAAAUACUUAGCAGGUCCAGAAAGAGCCAGAUUAGCCUAUGCAUUAGGCAUGUCAGAAAGUCAAGUUAAGGUUUGGUUCCAGAACAGACGAACAAAAUGGAGAAAACGUCACGCAGCAGAAAUGGCUACCGCCAAAAAGAAGCAAGAACAAGCAGAAGACAUGGAAGAUAUCCCUUCAGACGGCGAAGACGAUAACGCAGACGACGGAAAUAGUUUAUGUGGACUUGAAGGAUUAGGACCCUGA